Messenger RNA from Tetrahymena thermophila SB210, 3315 nucleotides. Its product is annotated as ubiquitin carboxy-terminal hydrolase. NCBI's taxonomy places the organism in Eukaryota, Ciliophora, Oligohymenophorea, Hymenostomatida, Tetrahymenidae. Gene Ontology annotation, biological process: protein deubiquitination. The record is from RefSeq and is a predicted model, not a curated record. The transcript is spliced from 9 exons. Gene Ontology annotation, molecular function: cysteine-type deubiquitinase activity.
AUGGGCAUCUGCGGCAUUAAAAUAUUUGCAACUGAAGACUUGAGGAAAUCAUCAUUGAGGAAAAAUAGCAAUAAACAGUUUGUAGAAAAUGUAAAAUCACCUUUGAAGAGAGAAAAUAAGCUGAAUAUAGAUUAUUGUCAGAUCCCAAACGAUAUACAUCAGAGUAAGCAGAGAUAUAAUGAAUUAACAGACUAAGAUCCUCUGGGUUUGGUCGGUAUAUCAAAUUUAGGAAAUACUUGUUUUAUCAAUUCAGCUCUUUAAUGUCUUCUGAAUGUUUAACCCCUAAUGGAUUAUUUCUUGAGUGAUUUACAUAAUUAAGAGGUUAAUACAAAUAAUCCACUUGGAUCUAAAGGUAAAGUAACUUAUGCUUUUGCUGAUUUAGUGAACAUGAUAUGGUGUCAAAACAAUAAAUACAUUGUGCCAAAAGUAUUUUUAAAUACUAUAUAGUAGUUUUCUGCAAUAUUUGGUGAUGGUUCACAAUAAGAUUCUCAAGAAUUUUUGAUAUUUCUACUUGAUUUACUGCACGAAGAUUUAAAUAGAGUCAAAAAGAAACCUGCAAUUGAAGAUAAAGAUUAUUAAAGUGAUCAAUAUGAAACAUAUGCAGCUGAAUCCUGGAAAAAUUAUCUUCUUAGAAAUAAAUCUAUAGUAGUAGAUCUCUUUCAAGGACAACUUAAAUCAACACUAAAGUGUUUAGUUUGUGAAACUGUUUCCCACAAAUUCGAUACUUUUAUGUAUUUGAGUGUUCCAAUUCCAUAACAAGACAAGAAUUAAUCCAAAGGCAUAAUAUCUAUUGAAGAUUGCAUUGAGGAAUUCACAAAAGAAGAAAAGCUUGAUAAAAGUGAAUGGUGGCUUUGCACUUCAUGUAAAAAAAGAACGCCCUCAACAAAAAAAAUAGAUUUAUGGAAGACUCCUAACAUUCUGAUUAUCCAUUUAAAAAGAUUUUCUUUCACAAAAGAAAACAGAGGAAAAAUCAACAAAUUUAUAGAUUUCAAAAUUACUCAAUUUGAUCUCAGCUAAAAAGUUUCAGGAAAAGAAAAAAUGAGACCAAUUUAUGAUCUUUUCUCAGUUUGUAACCAUUCUGGAAAUUUAGGAGGAGGACAUUAUACAGCUUAUGCAAAGAAUAGAGAUACUCAAGAUUGGUAUUUGUUUGAUGAUUCUAAAGUUUAUUACGUGAAGAAUCCAUAUAAAGAAAUAAUUUCAUAGAAAGCUUACGUUUUAUUUUAUUCAAAGACAAGUGUUGAUAAGUUUUAGAGACAAACUAUUUCAAGACCAGAAUUUUGGCCUCACUUUAUAAAUAAUAGUAAUUCUAUUAUCAAUUAAAAUUCUUUGAAUGAUGGAACAUAAAAUUAAAAAAAAUCUGUUUCUGCACUCAGCAUUCAGAAAUAAGACUCAAGAGUAAACUAACAAAAUAUUCUUAGUCAAAACAAUAUCUCUUCAGUUAAAUCAACUCCUUAAUAAAGUAAUGGCAAAUAAUUUCAGAAUUAAAUAAGCUUAUUUGAUGACGAAAACAGACAACAAAAUUUAGAAAAAUCAAAUUAAAUGACAAGCAGAAAACAAAAUAACAACAAUGGAAAUAUGACUCCAAUUUAUGAAUAAAAACCGAAUGAGUUCUAAGAAAAUUUAGAUCGCAGCCCUAUCAUCAAAGGAAAUAAAUAGGGCGACAGUUUUAUGAAUGAUAGCGAUUUUAUGCCCAGUGUAAUCGCUUACAAUUACACUAAAUAAAAUUUCAAUGGUUAGAGACCAGAAAAGCUUGAAUUAAUAAAAAAAGAUUAAAAUUUGAAUAGUUUUUCAAUUAAACCUUAUCCUUUAAACGAAGAUGAGUACAAUAACUAAAACGAACAAUCUCAACAAACAAAUUAAAAUGAAAUGCAAUCUUAAAGAAGCUUUGAUUAAAAUGAAAACAAAAAUUUUAAAUUCAAAGUGAAACGAAUUUCAGUUAAUAAAAGAUAAAAUAAUUCUGACUCAAAAGAUAAACUAAUUGAUUAAGAUAAGUCUUUAGCUCAAAAAGACCGUCUACCUCCAUUAAUUUAAUUUAGAAAUAAUCACGAAUUUGAAGAAAACUCUUCUUUUCUUAACUAAGAGUCAUAAACAAACUAAUCAAACUAAAUCGAAGACGACAAGAAAAGACCCUCUUUUUAAAACAAUACUAACAAUAAUCAUGAUAGCACUUUUAAUAAUUCUUAUAAUAACACUAAUAAUAAUACUAAUAUAAAUUAUAUUAAUAAUAUAAGAUACUAACAAAACAGAGAAAAUUCUCCAAAUUUAUCAUUCUAUCACAAUUCUUCCAUGGGAGAAAUACCUUCUUUAGGUUCAAAACAAUACAAAACUAAAAAUAGUCAACACACUGCUACGUACAAGGGUGGAAAUGAUCAACACUUAAAUGAAUACAACUAAACAUUUGAAGUUAAUUAAAAGAUGAGAAAUGGUAAGUAAAAUCAUAUUAAUGACUAUCAAGAUAUAUUUGCUAAACCCAAUUAGAACGGUAACUAUUUAAACUCAAACCUACCAAGAAUAAUAUAAGAUGAAUAUAAUGACUAAAUUAAGCAAAAUGGCACAACUUUAAACACUCAAAUAAGUAUUCAUGAAAGACAAAGUUUAAAUGGUUAAAAAUUAGAAAGAUUUAGUGAUAGGAAGAGUAGGAAUAAUUUGAGAAACAAUGAAAUAAACUACCUUGUUUACGAAAACAGAUAGGGUUCUCAAUCUAAUUUCAUGGAUAUCUACUUAGAAAAGAAUUAAGAUUAAUAAAAUUAAUUAAUGAAUAAUCCCCAAAUAAACAGAUAGUAAAUCUAAACAGAAACUCAGAGGCAUCUCAGCUAUGACUAAGCAGGCAGAAGAAACAAAUACAAUACAUAUACACCUGAAAAACACAAAUAUUUUGCAUAAAAUGAAUCAAAAGAAGCUAAAGCUAAUACUUCUGUAGCUGUAUAAAUGUUAAUCGACAAAAAACUCACAUACAAACCUCCACUUAACAAUAACAGGAUUAAUUCAAAUGAAAACUCUUCUAAUCAAUUAAUUAUAACAGAUUCCUCUUCCAAAAAUAAAAUUGGGAAUUAAUCUUAAAUAGAUCCAAGAUAAAUCUUAGCAAGCAGUUUUAAUUCAAAUUAGAAUUCCAGCUCUAAUUAUGAAUCUAGCCCAGUUAGAGCAAAAAGAACAUCGAAUAUAGCAUCUAGCAAUUCAAACUAUAAAUAUAACAACUCUAUUUAACAAAAUAAUUCAAAUAAUUUCGUAAACAAUAAUAAUAACAACUAAAUUUCAAACCACUACCUCAAUAAUAUGAAUAGCUCUCCCUAAAAAAAUUAUAUUAAAAAUCAUUGA